Diuraphis noxia (Russian wheat aphid) is the source of this 2502-nucleotide messenger RNA. RefSeq lists its product as uncharacterized. NCBI's taxonomy places the organism in Eukaryota, Metazoa, Arthropoda, Insecta, Hemiptera, Aphididae. The record is from RefSeq and is a predicted model, not a curated record.
AUUUCAGGAUGAACUCAAUGCGAUUACUAAUACUUCUAACGUUCAUUUUAUAUGAAACACAGAGUGCUCCAAGUAUAAAACCUUUAAAGUUUUUAAAGUCUUUAAUAUCAAAACAUUUAUCAUCAACUACUGAACAKCCAAUUUUGGAAGAAAAAAUAUACCCAGCAUAUACAUGUGAAUCGGUCGAAGAUGACGAAAUUAAUGAUGCAGUUAUUGAGUGGAACCGUCAAGUGUUUUUAGUAGAUCAAAAACCUAUUUUGAUAGAAGUUGGAAACGUUGGACAAAUUCAAAAUGGAAAUCAUAAUGAUGACAUCGCUGUAAAUCCAGAAAUUAAUUCCGAUGUGAACUGUGAAGGAAAUGCUGAAGUCAAUUCCGGAGGAAAUUUUGAAGAAAAUCCUAAAUUAAGUCCAGAAGAACAAAAAAAUGAAUAUGAAAAAGAUUUAAACACACAAUGGUUAUUGGGUGAAAACACAAGUGAAAACCCAACAGAAACGUAUUUAAAAGUUGGUAAACCUUCAAUCAAAGAUCAAAUUAUUAAUAAAAUCAACAUAAUCAAAUCGAAGUUAAAAUUUAAGAAUCGUUUAGUCAUACCGAUCGAAGAAAUGAUUGAAGAAAACAAGAAUAAUGUUGAAUUUACUUCCGGAAAUCCAAUCACCACUUUGUCAUCUAUUACUACAGGAAAACCCGCUACUGUACAACACAUCACCACUAUACAACCUGUUACCACAGCACACCAAUAUACCACAACUGUACAAUCAUUCACUUCCACACACAAUACUCCUCCAGCACAAUACUCCACUACUGUAAAACCCGAAAGUAAUACGCCUGACGUACAAGUAAAAUAUGGUAUCGAAUCUCAAGAACCAAUUAUUACUAUUCCCACUCAAAAUCAAAUGCCUUUGCAACAACAACCAAUCUACUACUCAGACUUUUACUAUCCACUAUGGCUUAAUAACUGUCCACCACCUCUAUCUCAUAAAAUUUGCUAUAACCAAAACUAUUAUUACGCACCAAGUCCGAAAUUCCCCGAUACAUUGAACGAAAAUCAGUUUACUCUUGAAAACACACCAUAUAACACACCCGAAUACCAAAACCAAAAAAUUAACAAUGAUUUAACAAAAGUGAUCAAUUAUAUCAAGAUUGAUUCGGCCCAACCAGUGUAUCCGGUCAAACCAAAUCAAGAUGAACAGUGGAAUCAUUAUACAUAUGACGAUACAAAUCCCAUUUAUCAAAAUCCUAUAUCUUAUUAUAUCUCUGCGUCAACCGACCCAGAAUCACAGCCAGAAAUUGUAAUUCCUGGCAACGAUGGUGCAUACUCUACGUCAACCAUGGAACCGAUCGUUGUGUAUCCUGCYGAUUCCAGUAUUCAACCGAUUAAUCAAGUAGAUCAAACACAACCAGAAUAUAAUUUGGACCAAAACUUAGAACCCACAACAGUGAAUUCCAACGUCGAAGUUUCCCGUACACCGUUGAGAGGAGAUAUUCAAUACGGUGAAGAUGUCAACCCCAAUGUCAAUUACGAUCAACCAGAAGAAGAUAGUUCCGAUUACAUGUUGAAGGAACGCAGAAGCGUAGGUCAAUACAGUAAUGAUAAAAAGCUUAUCGCUCAGAAAAAUAAUCUGAAUGUGCCGUUUGCAGUAUCAGAUAUCUCUUUGGUUAAACCAGUAUCUGAACAAGCUGAAACCCUUAUUCCAGCUAAAAAAAUAGAAACUCCUGCAGUCACUGAUACUAAAAUACCAAUCAAUAAAAUCGAAACAAAUAUCACCAAUAUUGAAAAACCUGUCCCCGAAAUUGAAAACCCUAUCGUAAAAAUUGAAAAUCCUGUCGUCGAAAUUAAAGAACCUGUUCCCAAAAUUGAAAACCCUGUCGUUAAAAUUGAAACAGCUGCCGUCACUUCAACCAAAAUACCUUAUCUGGAAUCCAACAACGUCAAUAUAGGUGUUUAAUAAUAUAACUCAUAGAUGCAAAAAUUAAAGAGAGUUAAAUUCACUUUAUGUAAAUUAUCUUAUUUAUUCUGACGCAGUACUUAUUUGAAAAAAAUUAAAUACUUACUUAAAAUACGUAUUAAACUAUUUUUCAUCUAAACAUCUUCUAGAUCAAAGUUAGUUAGCGUUAAAUAUUGUUAUUUAAUCAAGUCAGACUUAUUUAUUAUUAUGAUAUACUUUUGGAAAAUUAUAUUAUAUAGUAUAUUCAGUCUUCAGUUUAAAAUAGGCGCCAGAUUGAAAUGCCUCUAGGCCAUACAAUAGAAACGCAUAAUAAGUCAAUUUUUAUGAACAAUAGUUACCGUACGUGAAAAACCUCAAAAAAUUCGUUACAGUCUGGCUGAUUGUAAAUAGGCCACUUUAAUUAUUAAAUUAUGUAUUUAUGUUCUUGUUACAUUGUAAAAUAAAAAAUAACAUUUUGUUCAAUCAAUAUAACAUAAUAUCUGAAAUAAUUACGAUUGUCCUUUCCAAAAAUGUAUGUUUAGAUGUAUGAAAAAAAUUCUUCACCAUUAAUUAAUCA